This is a messenger RNA of Paramecium primaurelia, 785 nucleotides long. The record is from the annotation of a GenBank genome assembly. NCBI's taxonomy places the organism in Eukaryota, Ciliophora, Oligohymenophorea, Peniculida, Parameciidae.
AUGGAAGAUCCCAGUUCAAUUAGAGAGAUUGUAACUGUUUUUGAAAUUUGAAUAGUCCUAAUAAAAGGUUGAAUAAACAAAGAAAAAGAUCCAAGAGUUAUAAGACUAUUUAGCUUAAUAAUUAGUAGAAUAUGAAAAAGAAUAGGAGAAAAAAAAAAUAUAGAAAAUAAGAAAUGAUCUUGCUAAGAAACAUCAUAAAAAUAGAUUUUCAAGUUUUACAAAUUCCUUGCAUCGACCUUAAUUUAUAAAUUAGAUUAAGGAAAGGGAUUUAUUUGAUAACAAUUCUGUUUUUAUUAAUAAAGAUGUUCCCUAAUUAACAAAUCUUUAAAAAUCCUAAUUGAUAACACCAGAUAGAAACUAGAAUCCAUCAUAUAGUAUUAAAUUAAAUAAUAUUAGUAAUACAUUAAUUGGAUAGACCAACAAAUAAAUAAAAGAGUGAAUUUCCACCUUUAAGAAAGAGAUUUUUAAGUUAAAAGGAGAUUAGUCGUAUUGAAUUUUGGGAUAAGAAUUUCAAUCAUUUAUAAGAAAUAGAAUAGAAGGAAGUAUGUAUUUAUUAAUAGAAAAAAUAGAAGAGUAGUCUUUUAAUAGGAAAAAUAAAGAAGUAACUUAUAGAAUAAAGGGAAGUGAAUGUAUUUAAACCUACAGAUUAAUGCUUAAGAUUAUUUGAUAAUAAAGUAUCUUUGAUAUCAGAGAAUCCUAUAACUCCAAGAUAAUUAAGUAGAAUUUUAAGUUUACCAAAAAUUAAAGAAAAAAAAGUUUGGAUGCCUAACAAUAAUUAUUUUUGA